This is a messenger RNA of Haliotis rubra (blacklip abalone), 647 nucleotides long. Its product is annotated as replication factor C subunit 1-like. The coding region runs from base 81 to 647 and encodes 188 amino acids. The record is from RefSeq and is a predicted model, not a curated record. NCBI's taxonomy places the organism in Eukaryota, Metazoa, Mollusca, Gastropoda, Lepetellida, Haliotidae. The transcript is spliced from 6 exons.
GCGUAGAUCACAAUUUGGCGCGAAUGGCUGUGUACAUGAAAACAAACUGAUGCCUUGACAGUCAUCAUUCACAUCAAAUAAUGGAUAUAAGGAAUUUCUUUGGCCCAGUCGGGGUAAAGAAAGGCAAAGACACUGGUAAUGAUGAAAAGAAGAAACAUUUGUCAGAGUCCAACAGGAAAGGCUCAAGGAAAACGUCUACAGAAAGAAACUCCAGAAAAGACAGUGGAGACUCCCAUAAAACUGACACAAAAAACAAGAAAAGGAAAAAAGAGAGCACGACUGAAGAGGAAGCUGAUGCCGAGGAUGUUGUACACAAGAAGGGAAAACCGAGAUCCAAGAAAACACAAAGAAUAGAAUCAGAUUCGGAUGAGGAGCCAAUUCCAAAGAAAAACAAAAAGAAGAAGGAAGCUGUUGUAUUCAUUGAUGAUUCUGAUGAGGAAACUGAUAGACCCAAGAAGAGAUCAUCAUUAGAUGGCUUUGUGACAGUAACACCACCCAAACCUAAGCAAUCUAGUGCUAAAACUCCUGAGGCAAAGACACCAAUCUCUGCCUCGGAUUUCUUCGGAAGUAGUUCUGUGCAGAGGAGUGAUCGCAAAAUAGCAGCAGCAAAGAGGAAACAGGAUUACAACAGCAGGUCCGUGGAAUAG